CCGCUUUGUGUGUCAGAGUUUCUGCCAAUCUUCUCGGUGAAGAGCCUCUUGGAUUUCAUCUGUUAGUGUCGUGGUUCGAACGCCUGUUUUCUGAACGAGGUUUAAGUCAUUCAUUCCUGGCCGGUGACGAAAGUUGUUAUUACGCUUAUGACAGAUAUAUGAUAUCAUUCGUGAUAUGACGUCUAAUAGAAAUCAGGAAAGUUAUGCUAAAGGAUAAUUUUCUCUGUGAUAAAAAAAAAAAAGCAAGAAAAGAGACAGAAAUAGAGAGAGAAAAAAUAACUAAUAACAAUAUGGAAAGAAAUACGGUAUCUGUUUACGUCGUUAAAUAUCCGAUAUGUUUAUAUGGCAGGUGAUGGCCAGAGCUGGAAAAAAACGCUAUAUUUCCACCCCAAGAAACAUAUUCUUUGAUAUCAUAUGAUAAACAGUAAUUAGCAAAUUUAUCUUAGGAAAGUGACUUGUCCGUUAUUCGCCCCCUAUGUACCGCCGCUCCAUGGCGCUUUGUCCGGAAUGGAGUCACAGAAGCUGGAUUCUUUUCUCUGGAGGACUACUGUGAAUUCCUUGGCAAGCAGCGUCUUCAGUCCCCAGUCUCCUUCGGCAGAGCGAUCGGCCCUUCGCCAGCCGGACGCGAGGCACAGGCGGAAGCGACAGUCGGAUGAGUGGGAGUAUGAAAUCACUGCGACUACAUCGACAAUAACAGUAACAUUUACUAACAAGCCGAUAAAUGCACAGUACUGGAUGGAUGUGUACGAAUCCGCAACACAACGAAUUGCAGUAAGAACAGAAUGGAAGAUAAAAGGGACAAUCACUUUUAAGAACCUGGUUCCUAGCACGGAAUAUGUAAUAACUGUUCAUAAGACUCCCCCAAUCUUUUCCAUCCGCCACAUGACCAAGAAACGCAUGUCUGUCAUCGGCUCAACACCGACUAGCAUCACGCUUUAUUUCCAAGAAAAGCCAAGCCGAGAUCGCUACAAUGCCUUCGCCACGAGAUCUGGAUCGCAGCAACCGGCUUCCUCCGUUGGUGUGGUGUCGGAUAAGGCGACGCUGACGAACUUGCAGCCUGGCACCGAGUAUGAGGUAUCAGUGACUUACUCGGGCAAAGAGGAAAAGUUAACCUUUAAAACUCUAGCUUCCAUUUCACUCCAUUUGAGUCUGAAGCCACCAGACAGUGUUGAAGCCCGUUGGUCACAUCCAGGUGAAGCUUCACUCACGUACUAUUUAAGCUACACGAUUGAUUUCCAUGCCUGUCGUAAUUACGUCAUCAACGGGGAUCGCAUAUCUGUGACUGGAUCAGGUCGACAUGUGCAGCCGGCUGUCCCCCCUUAUGCCGCAUGUGAAAUGUGUAUUGAAGUCUUUGGUGAAGUGAGAAGUGCUAAAGAGUGUAAAACCAUUGAUACACCUGCGGGACUCCCAGAAAGCAAGAUAGAGCGAAUUACCUGCAACGGAAAAUGGACUUGCAAUCUACUCUUCGAAAAUGACUGCACGCUCAUCCGCGGACCGAACCUAUGUGCCUUUUACAAAUUUUCUGGCCCAGGAGACAGCGAGCAAUCAUGGCAAAGGAAGUGCGAUCAAAGCUUUGCUAGUAACCGUGUCUCAAUCACGGUCAACAGGCCUCAAAACCUGCUUCCGUAUACGACCUACAGCCUCACUGCCUUUCCCGCAACUGAAACGGAGGUGAAUUCGAGGAACGAUCUGAAAGGAUUCACAACAUUCACCACUCCUUCGAAAGCUCCUGGGAAGGUCACGGAUCUGAAGGUGUCAGCCGCUGCCCACUCCCUCACUCUGACCUGGUUCGACCCUUCCGACAACCCCCUCAGGGGCAAACUUUUAAGGUUCAGAGUAACAUGGAACCGUGGAACCAGGGUGGGGACAAGCUCGUAUAUAGACCUGCCCUUGUCCGAAGUCCCCGAGGGCAAAGAGGGACGACGAUCCCACACCAUUACGGACCUGGAGGCUGGCGAAGAUUACUACGUAGAGGUUUUGGCUCAGAAUGCUGGUGUGCAGAGCUUCGGAGAUCCCAAUGGUCUAGCAACGAGGACUCUACACGGAGUGCCUUCACCGCCGCGGAGUGUCAAUUACAGCAUCUCAGAUGGUCAGGUUUCCCUGUCAUGGGAGCCUUCUGUGGAUAUGGCCGGGGGACUCGUCUUCUAUGUCGUCGUGCUGGACGGACGCAACCUUUCUUGCGCUGCUGAUGCCAGUGCAGACCUCGAAUGUCUGCUGGAAGGUUUAACAGCAGGUGAGGAACAUGUGGUGACUGUGAGGGCAUGCAACAGUUACCAUUGCAGUGAUUCUGAACAGCUAACAGUGAUUGGACCUGGUGUUAAGAGUGAAUAUAUCAUCCUCCCUGUGGUACUGCUUCUCCUUUUGCUGUGUCUGAUAAUCUUUCUGAUAGUCUGGUAUCGGCGCAAACCAUCAACUUCGAAGGAGUUGCUGGUUGAAAUGACACGUGACGAGGGGCCCGGCAUUUCCCUUGAACUGGCGGAGAGCCCAGCCGGUGAGCAGGAGGAGCUGGUCCUCGAACAAGGCUCGCCCGAGGGGGACCCCACCUACGAAAACCUCGCCCGGAAGAUCACCAAGGCUGACCUCAACACGUACCUCACUCGUGCAGUCAACUCGCAGGACUUGGCCGACGAGUUCAAAAGCGUGCCGUCCAUCAUGAAGAAGAGCUGUUCAGACGCCGAAAUCCCGAUGAACAGGCAGAAGAACAGAUACAAGAACAACUUACCUUACAAUGACACGAGAGUUGCCUUGCCGUUUUUGCCCAACGUGCCGCACUCAGACUACAUCAACGCCAGCUAUGUUAACAGCUACCAGCGCGACCGGGCCUUCAUCGCCAGCCAGGGACCCAAGGACUUCGCCGUCAACACCAUCGACGACUUCUGGCGCAUGAUCUGGCACACGGGCGCCCGCGUGGUCGUCAUGGUGACCCGACUCGUCGAGGGCGGCCGGGUCAAAGUAGCCCAGUACUGGCCCGAGAAGGAACCCAUGUUCAAGGGCGGCCUCGAGAUCCACCUGAAGAAGGAGAAAGUGAAGAUGGACUUCGUGGUGAGAACACUUUGCAUUCGGCUUGACCACGAGGAGAGAGAGGUGAAACAGUACCAGUUCUUGGCCUGGCCCGACCAUGGCGUCCCCUUGCACGCCUACAGCCUGGCGCAGAUGGUGGCCAACAUCCGGGCGGAGGACAUGAGCGACGGACCGCUUCUCGUGCACUGCAGCGCUGGCAUAGGACGCACGGGCACCAUCCUGCUGGUGCUGCACGCGCUCGACCAGCUGGAGGCGGCGGGUCUUGUGAGCAUGCGCGACGGCCUCCUUGAGCUCAGGAAGGCGCGUCCUCUGCUCGUCGAGAACGUGGUGCAGUACAGAUUCGCCCACCAACUCCUGCACGAGAUUCUCUGCGGGGAGACGACAAGCAUCCCCUGCGGCAGUUUCCUGGAGGAGCUGGAGAGACUGAGGACGCCGCAGACCCCAGGAGGCACCUCUGUCCUCCAGGAACAGUACCAGAGACUGAGGGACUUCCCGAAGGGCCUGACCUUUUCCUUCGCCAAGAGACCGGAAUUCGCCCACCUCAAUCGAGACCCUGAGAUCGUCCCAGCGGAUGGCAGGAUGAUCUUCCUCUACGUGCUGACCAGCGACUCUUGCUCUCAGUACAUCAACGCCACUUUCGUCAACGGAUUCGACAAAAAGGACGAAUUCGUAGCGAUGGAGCACCCGAUGGAGCACACCCUUGACACGGCCUGGAGGAUGAUCUACGAGAGGAAGAUGCCGGUCUGGAUCCUCGUCCACGCCUUCCCCGAUCACGACAAGGAUUUCCCGAGCGUGCUUCCUCCCGCCGGAGAGGUGUGGGACCUGAAGAACAUGAGGGUGGAAGUCAUCAGUAGUCAGUUGUAUAACAACUUCAGUGAGGCAACCGUCCAAGUGUCGUUCGUGAAUAAUGAGAAGGUGAUGGGCAGCCACCGUUGUGCCGUGCUGCAGGCGGAGGGCUGGCCUGCCGACGUCGCCUUGCCCUCGUCCCCGCUGCCCCUUCUCGCCGUCCUGGAGCGCCUCGACUCCCUCCCGCGGACGGGCGGCCCUCCGCUCUUCUCCUGCAGGGACGGCGUGAGCGGGAGCGGGCUGACGGUGGCGCUGCAGCUGGUGCUCUCCCGCGCCAAGCUCCUGCAGGAGAUAGACAUCUACCGGGCCGCCCUUAGCGCCAUGUACGACCGGCCGCAGUUCAUCACGUCCUUGGAACAGUAUGACUUCUUGCACGAGGCGGCCCGAAUGUUCCUGGAUGCGUUCAGUAUGUAUGGCAACUUCACCUAAGCCGCCAUCUUUGCCACCGUGAGGCCCUGGUUGCAGUUCAGUGGCCCAUGGGCGGGGGGUGGCUGAAUUGGGCCGUCGGUGAGGGUGCCUGGGCUGGAGAUGAUUUUAAAAAGUAUGCAUUCUGUCCCUGUUUUUUUUUUUUUUUUUUUUUUUUUUAAGGCACAUUGGAUACGAAGAAAAAAAAGAGGACAGAGGCUUAAGGCCCCUCCCCCCCCCUCCUCCUCCCCUCACAUCCUGGCACUGUGCCCGUCCCCGUUAUCGGGCUCAAAACGUCAUCUUUGGCCGUGUUUUCCCCAAGGCCUUCACCAAGAUAAUCAGCCACUCUAUACAACAGGCUGUGUUAUACCCUUGGCCAUUUACAGUUUGACCUGGAAAUUCUUCGUGAGUCAUACAGUGACAUGCAUUUCAAUAUGAACAGUUUUACCAAGAGAUGCUUCGUUUGCAGUAUGGUUUAUACUGUAACACGGUGAUAAUGAUGAUGAUAUGAGUGAUGGUGCUGACAAUAUAAUGAAGAACAUUUUUUUUUUUUUUGACAUCAAUCAUCAAAGAUGAUAAGGAUAGAUGUCUUUAUUUGCAUUACUAUAUUACAAAAUAGUAUUAGAUGCAGUGUUUAUCUGUACUAUCACAAAAAUGUUGGUAAUGCUAAGAGGGUAAUAUCAGUUAUAAAUAUCACACACAUUCACACACAUGCACAUAUAUAUGUAUAUAUAUAUAAUAUAUAUGUGUGUAUAUAUAUGUAUAUUAUCUAUAUAUAUAUAUAUAUAUAUAUAUAUAUAUAUAUAUAUAUAUGUAGCGUGACACACUGUACUCACCCCAUGAUGCUCGCUCCGUGUGUAAUUGCCCAUUGCGUGCACAGCAUGUGCGUGUGUGAUUGAGUGACCGAGUGUUGAAUUGCAUGCGCACUCUGGGGCGCGCGUGGUCCGUGCACUGUGUGUGUGCGGGUGCGUAUGUGUGUAUGUGGAGGUUGUGUUUGCUGUUGCAAUGUCGGUAUGUACUUCUCUGCAUGUGUAUACCAAAACACGUGUCUGCGUGGGCUUGCGUGCGGUGUAUGCGUGAGUGCGUGUGGUUGCGCAUGCUGACUGUCCGUUGUAGGUGGUAUAUGUUUUAUGUAUUUUGUCUGUUUUAUGUGUUGUCUAUUAUUUCUAUUAUUAUUUUGAUGUCAUAUGUUACGUUUGUAUUUUAGUUAUUUGUUUGUGCUAUUGUUAUUAUUAUUAUUAUUAUUACUAUUAUUGCACGGAUUGGGAAAAUAAACAUUGGUUGUUCUACUGCACCA
Penaeus chinensis is the source of this 5569-nucleotide messenger RNA. RefSeq names its product receptor-type tyrosine-protein phosphatase epsilon-like. The record is from RefSeq and is a predicted model, not a curated record. Gene Ontology annotation, molecular function: protein tyrosine phosphatase activity; protein binding. The transcript has 31 exons. Bases 508 to 4296 code for a protein of 1262 amino acids. Gene Ontology annotation, biological process: protein dephosphorylation. NCBI's taxonomy places the organism in Eukaryota, Metazoa, Arthropoda, Malacostraca, Decapoda, Penaeidae.